AUGAAAAUCCCCAGCCAGCAAGUCCUGCUUGCUAUCCCACUGCUUGCAUCGCCAGCUCAAAGCUACCCCGGAAAACACCCCAGAUGCUCUGCCGGAGACGCAUGCUGGCCUAAGGAGCAUGUCUGGCAGGCCUUCAAUUCAACCAUCUCGGGCCGUCUGAUACGCACGUUCCCGGCAGCCGCCGUUUGCCAUACCGCCCAGUAUGAUGCCGCUGCUUGUUCUGUGGCAAAGGAGCACUGGACAGAUAGCUUCUGGCGGACAAACCAGACGGGUGCAUACUCUGCUAUCCUAUGGGAGCUCGGUGAAAAGGGACAGUGUUUCGUUAACACGACCAAGGAGGAUAGGUGUGAUCAGGGCAUUGUGCCGUAUUACUCUGUCUCGGCCAGCGGCGUAAAGGAUAUUGAGAAGGCAGUCAAGUUUGCGGAUAAGCAUGAUCUUUACCUUGUUGUGAAGAAUACUGGUCAUGACCACCUUGGUCGGUCAAGUGGCAGCGGUGCAUUUUCCAUCUGGACUCACAACCUCAAGGGCAAGGAGUGGCAUAAGUCGUUCAAGCCAAAGGGUGCUCCAUUCAAUGUCAGCGGCAUUCCGGCUGUUACACUUCAGGCUGGAGAGCAGUUACUUGAUGUCUACAAAGCGGCGGCAGCUGAAGGGGUUACGUUCGCUGGUGGUUCUGCACAGACUGUUGGAGCUGCUGGUGGCUUCAUGACCGGUGGAGGAGUCAGUCCCUUUUCUCAUUUCUAUGGACUUGCUGUCGAUAAUGUACUCGAGGUCAAUCUUGUUACUGCCCAGGGUAAGGCAAAGACUAUCAACCAGUACACUGACCCCGACUAUUUCUUUGCCCUCCGUGGUGGAGGCGGCAGUGCUUGGGGUGUGAUUACCUCUGUGACGUACAAGACACACCCAAAGCCAACUCACAUCAGAGUUGGAAUUGCCCAGCUCAAUGUCACUACCGAAGAUGCCCGCCGGGUAGUCAUCGAAAAGACCCUCCAGGCUCUCCCCGACAUCACUGAAGCCGGAUGGGUAGGAUAUGGCCUUUAUGCCACCGAGAAGACUAACCCAACAGCCUUCCAAGUCAUCUUCCUUCAGCCCAAUGCAACCAUGGAAAACUUCAACAAGACUUUUGAGCCCAUGAACAAGAUUGCAACCUUACCCGGUGUCACAGGCGGGGCUGUAUCCUAUGUGUUCCCGGAUUUCCUGGAAUACUCCAAGAAUUUCCUUCGCGAUCCCAACAUUGCUACCAACGUCAUUGAUGCUUCGAGGUUGGUAAGCCGUCAAGUUCUCACGGAACGUGCUAGUGACCUUGUCGAUCUCAUGUUUGAAUUUCCUACCACCGGUCCUGGGUUUAACUCAAUUGUCAAAGUGAACUCCGAUGAGCGAGAUAACACCUCUGUUCACUCUUCGUUCAAAGACAGCCGAGCGCUUAUCAGCUAUAGUGUUGACUGGGCGGAUAACGCUUCUGAACAGGAAAAGAAGGCAGCCAAGAAGACCUCCGCCGAAGUCUCUAAGAGGCUAGCUGAAAUUGUUGGAAAGGAGACUGGAACCUACCUCAACGAGGCAAGCCCAUAUGAGCCUGACUGGCAAAACGCCUUCUGGGGAAAUAAAUACGCCCGCCUUCUCUCUAUAAAACGGCGAAUCGACCCAAAGAACCUCUUUGUAUGCAAUCGUUGUGUGGGAACGGACAUUAUCUUGGAGCCUUGA
Messenger RNA from Trichophyton rubrum CBS 118892, 1698 nucleotides. RefSeq lists its product as uncharacterized. The coding region runs from base 1 to 1698 and encodes 565 amino acids. Gene Ontology annotation, molecular function: FAD binding; oxidoreductase activity. The transcript is spliced from 7 exons. The record is from RefSeq and is a predicted model, not a curated record. NCBI's taxonomy places the organism in Eukaryota, Fungi, Ascomycota, Eurotiomycetes, Onygenales, Arthrodermataceae.